AGGUUGAGCCAUGUGGGAGGGUGUUGCCCUGUGGAAUUUGUAGAUAAGGAUGCUUUAUACCUGCGUGUGCCCGAGAGACCAGUUACAUUCUGCGGCUUCCAGAGGGAACGAGCCUCCAGAGGAGUACAGUUAUUCCAUUUUUCUUGUGAGCCAGGUAACACUACUGAGACCACAAUGGCAUGGUGGAAGGCCUGGAGUGAAGCAGAGGGCAAGUCUGUGGCAGGUACUUUAAAUUUUAAUGCUGCACCUGAUGCUCAGACUCUGUACAACGCCAUGAAAGGGCUGGGGACUGAUGAACAAGCUAUAAUUGAUGUCCUAACCAAGAGGAGCAAUCUGCAGCGUCAAGAGAUUGCCAAAUCCUUCAAAGCACAGUUUGGAAAGGAUCUGAUUGAAAGCCUGAAGUCUGAACUGAGUGGCAACUUUGAGAGGCUCAUUGUAGCUCUCAUGUACCCCCCAUUCAAGUAUGAUGCCAAGGAGCUGUAUGAUGCCAUGAAGGGUGUGGGAACAAGGGAAAGUGUUAUCAUAGAGAUCCUGGCAUCUCGGACAAAAGCGCAGAUCAAGGAGAUUAUCAAGGCGUACAAAGAAGCAUACGGUUCUGAUCUGGAGCAAGACAUAAAAUCAGAAACGAGCGGCUACUUAGAGCAGAUUCUGGUUUGCCUUCUUCAGGGUGAGAGGGACAAUGCCACCCUCUAUGUGGACACAGCCCUGGCUCUUCAGGAUGCAGAGGCUCUCUAUGCUGCUGGAGAGAAGAUACGGGGCACUGAUGAGAUCCAGUUCAUCACCAUCUUGUGCAAAAGGAGUGCCACACACCUCAUGAAAGUGUUUGAAGAAUACCAGAAACUGGCUGGUAAGAGCAUAGAGGACUCUAUCAAGAGUGAAACUCGUGGUUCACUUGAGGAUGCCAUGCUGGCUAUUGUGAAAUGCACCAGGAACAUCCGUUGCUACUUUGCAGAGAGGCUGUACAAUGCUUUAAAGGGGGCUGGCACCGAUGAUGGGACUCUGAUAAGGGUGCUUGUUUCUCGAAGUGAAGUUGACCUAAAUCUUAUCAAACCUGAAUUCAAGCGCAUUGCAGGAAAGUCUCUCUCCAGUAUGAUUUUGGAGGAUACCAGCGGCGAUUACAAGACAGCCUUGAUGAAUCUCUGUGGCAGUGACUGA
This is a messenger RNA of Agelaius phoeniceus (red-winged blackbird), 1155 nucleotides long. It is a transcript of the gene ANXA8L1, whose product is annotated as annexin A8 like 1. Gene Ontology annotation, molecular function: phosphatidylserine binding; calcium ion binding; calcium-dependent phospholipid binding. NCBI's taxonomy places the organism in Eukaryota, Metazoa, Chordata, Aves, Passeriformes, Icteridae. Gene Ontology annotation, cellular component: vesicle membrane; cytoplasm; plasma membrane. Gene Ontology annotation, biological process: negative regulation of serine-type endopeptidase activity; endosome organization; endosomal transport. The record is from RefSeq and is a predicted model, not a curated record.